This is a messenger RNA of Ahaetulla prasina, 2650 nucleotides long. It is a transcript of the gene PREB, whose product is annotated as prolactin regulatory element binding. The record is from RefSeq and is a predicted model, not a curated record. The transcript has 9 exons. Gene Ontology annotation, molecular function: GTPase activator activity; protein binding; guanyl-nucleotide exchange factor activity. Gene Ontology annotation, cellular component: endoplasmic reticulum membrane. Gene Ontology annotation, biological process: protein secretion. The coding region runs from base 244 to 1503 and encodes 419 amino acids. Lineage: Eukaryota; Metazoa; Chordata; Lepidosauria; Squamata; Colubridae.
CGACUCUUAACGCGACCGAAGGUUUUUCUCGCCGGCCGGUCCACUUUGUGCCGACGUGUGCUGAGUAUUUUGCGCCUGCGCCACGUCAAGGAGGUCGGAGCUGCGCAUGCCUACUCGAGAUCAAAGAGCUGUUGUACCGUGAGCUGCACUAGAGAGGAGGGGAGCCGAGGAAAGAACAGUUUAGCGCGGAAUUGGCAUGAGUUGACCUUUGACCCCGCUGACCCCGGCUUCGCUGAUCCAGUCAUGCCCCCUCGUCGUCCGCCCGAGCUCUACCGGGCUCCGUUCCCGCUCUAUGCCCUCCGCAUACAUCGUGAAGCUGGACUGGCGCUGAUCGCUGGGGGAGGCGGCGCUGCCAAGACGGGGAUCACGAAUGGCUUGCAUUUCUUGCAGCUGCACUGGAGAGAUGGCAAGUUAUCUGCCUCGCUGCUACAUGCUCAUGACACAGAGACCCGGGCUACCAUGACUAUGGCGCUAGCAGGAAAUUUUAUUGCUGCAGGGCAGGAUGCUACUUGCCACAUCCUGAGUUUCCAGCUCUUUAAAUCUGGGCAGAAAACAGGUGGCAGCAGUGGCGAUAGUGCUAAAGCAGGUGCUGGUAAUAAGGAUCUACGGAGACGCAAGCCCCCAGUCCCAAAUGAGAAAAGCAAUGGCAAUACCCACAGGGAGAUGACGGAGGUGGCAGUAGAAACUUUGCACUGUGUCCAAACAGACACCAGUCCAGAUACUCUACAGAAGGCUGUGUGCUUCAGUGAUGAUCAUACCCUUUUGGCUACUGGUGGUGUGGAUGGCUUCCUGCGAGUCUGGGAGUUUCCCAGCAUGAAGAAAACUCUUGAAUUCCAGGCACACAAUGGUGAGAUAGAAGAUAUAGCACUGGGUCCUGAUAACAAGGUGGUGACAGUGGGACGGGACUUCCAGUGUUGUGUGUGGCAGCGAGAUCAGAUGGUGAUGGGUCUGCGUUGGAAUGAAAAUCUUCCAGGCAUUCCAGACAAGACCUACCGCUACCAGGCUUGCAAGUUUGGUACAGUUGAAGACCAAGCCAAGGCAUUGCGACUGUACACAGUGCAGAUCCCCUACAAGCGUGAACGACGUCCACUUCCCUGCUACAUCACCAAGUGGGAUGGGCAUAGUUUCUUGGCCCUGCUCACUCGUCCCUGUGGCAAUGAGGUCAUCUCAUGCCUGUCUGUAAGUGAGACAGGCACAUUCCUGGGUUUGGGCACUGUCACAGGCUCGGUUGCCAUCUUCGUCGCCUUUUCUUUGCAGAGGCUGUAUUACGUGCGGGAAGCACAUGGCAUAGUGGUCACUGCUGUGGCCUUCCUGCCUGAGACUCCUGAACUGCUCAAGAGCAACGAGGCAGCCCUGCUAAGUGUGGCAGUUGACAGCCGCUGCCGCCUGCACCAGAUAGCCUGCCGGCGGAGUUUCCCCAUCUGGCUGCUGCUGCUCUUCUGUGCUGGACUGAUUGUGGGCACGGUCCUGUUACUACAGUUGGCCUUCCCAGGGUUCCUCUAAUCUUUCUUCAUGGUGAGGUUCCUGGAAAGCUUGGACCUUCUCUGGCCUUCCUGUAAGGGACGCAUCUUCUCCUUUCUAACCUUAAGAGACUGGAGAGGGGACCCAGAAGCCAGGGCAAUGGUUGCCCUAGUGAAGUGCAUGGUCAGGUGGACUUGGCCAAGCUGGAGGCUGGACCUCAAAUUGAUCAGGUUUUGGCCUUGAGCAAUUCUUGUCUUAAGCCCAUCACACUGAACGGGAUGAAGGAACUAUAUUCUCCAUUUUUGACUGAUCUGUGAGAAACAUUCCAGCAUUAUUUGCUCUGAGCAACGAUUUCCCAUUUAAGCUCAGGGUUUAAACCUUGUAUUAUUAAACACAAUGAUGGAGCAGAACCUUUCCUUCCUGCCUGCCUUGUUGGUUACUUCCCCAUUUCCUUUUGGCUUGGGCAGAGCUGGAGGUCUUAACAGUAGAGGGGUUCUUUGGGGCCAGAAAUGAAGGAGGCUGCAGCUGCUCCAUGAAGACUCACCAAGAGACUGUCAUUUGGAAUAGCUCUGCCGUACCAAGUCUAAGAGGAAUGAAGCUAUUUUCUUAUUUUUCUGCCAUAGCUAUGUAAGAGAAUGGGGUGGAGAAGAUUAGGGAUUUGGGGAUUCCCUUCCCUCUUGAGCAAGGCUCAACAUCUACAGCUUGACUCCCAAGAACCUUUCUAAAAUACUCAGAAUGUAUACAUAGAGCAAAGAUGCUUGUGUUUGUGCACAUGCAUCGUCUGUUUAGAGUUUGCUUAAGUCAGCAAAUCACAGCUGUUCUCAUGGAAAAACUAAGGAUUUUCAGCAAUUAACGUUCCCUCCGGACAUCUGGCUUCAAGCAUUCGCCAGUGUAGAUUUUUCCAUGAAGUGUAAAUUUAUUUCCCCUCUUUUAUUAAGUUGAUGUCUUAUUUUGAGACUUGGAAAUAUGUCAGCAAAAUCAUACUUGUUCAAUUAUUUUAAAUUCCCAGAGUUUAUUAGGUUACCACUUUUUCGUAGAAGUGAAAAUCAUGACUGCUGAUAUAAUAUGCCAGGCAUUUGCCAAUAAAAAAAAUGAAAAUGGUCACAAUUUGAAAAAAAUGUUAGGAUAGGUGGUUCUGCAUCCUGCAAUUUUUAUCAGGGAAGCAAGAGAGGGAAUUGCUUUUUUUUUU